AUGGCGAAGGAUUCCACCAUCGAAGAGACCAAGCAGACGCUGGUCCAGCGCUUCCGCGCUUGGGGUGAAAACUCGUUCCCGCCGACAAUCCUCGCAUCUCUCAUAUUCGCGCAGCAUGCGCGUCCAUUCCAGUUCUUCCCGAUGCUCUUCCCGCCUGUCCUCCUCUUCUCCAGCUAUGCGAACCUUUCGGGAUUCAAGACGGAGAGCGCCGGUAUCAGCGCGGCUUGGUCCGGUCUGUAUCUGCUGCUUGCGGCCCGUCGUCGCCAGCCGAUGAUGAAGAAGUUCGGCACUCGAGGUGUUGUGCGUGGUGCGACCAUGGGUCUCUGCCUGGUUCAAAUGAUCGGAGGUGGACUGGCUUACACCCUCGGAAAGAAGGAGGGCGAGGAGGACGAGUCCUCAAUGUGA
Molecule: messenger RNA, 405 nt
Organism: Penicillium argentinense
Lineage: Eukaryota; Fungi; Ascomycota; Eurotiomycetes; Eurotiales; Aspergillaceae
Exons: 2
Coding region: 1-405 (134 amino acids)
Source: RefSeq, a predicted model, not a curated record